AGCGCCCUCAUGUUCUCCGCCGGGCUCCUGGGCAACCUCCUGGCCCUGGGGCUACUGCUGCGCUGCCGCCGCUGGCCCCGCUCCCACCCGCCUUCCCUCUUCCACGUCCUGGUGCUGGCCCUGGUGGUCACCGACCUGCUGGGCACCUGCUCCGUCAGCCCUUUCGUCCUGGCCUCCUACCACCGCAACCGGACGCUGACCGCCCUGACCCAAGGAGGACACAUCUGCCUCUACUUCGGCUUCGCCAUGAGCUUCUUCGGCCUCGCCACCAUGCUCAUCCUCUUCGCCAUGGCGCUGGAGCGAUGCCUGGCCCUGGGGCGGCCGUACUUCUACGAGCGUUUUCUCAGCCCCCGCACGGGUUUCGUUGCCCUGCCGGCCAUCUACACCUUCUCCGCGGCCUUCUGCUCCUUGCCGCUGGUGGGCUUCGGGCGGUACGUGCAGUAUUGCCCCGGCACCUGGUGCUUCAUCCAGAUGCGCCUGGACUACCUUCAGCACAACGGCAGCAGGGACGUGUCCGGCUUGGACGUCACCUUCUCGCUUCUCUACGCUACCCUGCUCCUCUUCCUCAUCCUCUCCGUGCUGCUCUGCAACCUCAGGCCUUCUGCUCCUUGCCGCUGGUGGGCUUCGGGCGGCCGGCGCAUGUUCUCCAUGGCCGAAGAGAUCGACCAUCUCCUUCUCCUCUCCAUCAUGACCAUCACCUUCGUCAUCUGCUCCCUGCCGUUCACGAUCCGUGCCUACGUGAACAAGUUCAGCGAGGAAGAGGACAACCAAGAAUGGGACCUCCUAGCCCUGAGGUUUCUCUCUAUUAAUUCCAUCGUCGACCCGUGGGUCUUCGCCAUCCUGAGGCCGCCGGUCCUGCGGUUCAUGCGCUCGGUGCUGUGCUGCCAGGUGACCCCCGCGAGCCGGGACAGACGGACUCCGUCCCCCGCAAAGACAAAACUGGCAGCACGGCUGGACCCCUGCGGGCAGUAG
Leptosomus discolor (cuckoo roller) is the source of this 972-nucleotide messenger RNA. The record is from RefSeq and is a predicted model, not a curated record. Lineage: Eukaryota; Metazoa; Chordata; Aves; Leptosomiformes; Leptosomidae.